Messenger RNA from Boleophthalmus pectinirostris (great blue-spotted mudskipper), 5861 nucleotides. RefSeq names its product solute carrier family 20 member 2 (gene slc20a2). The coding region runs from base 567 to 2603 and encodes 678 amino acids. Lineage: Eukaryota; Metazoa; Chordata; Actinopteri; Gobiiformes; Gobiidae. Gene Ontology annotation, cellular component: membrane. The record is from RefSeq and is a predicted model, not a curated record. The transcript is spliced from 12 exons. Gene Ontology annotation, molecular function: phosphate transmembrane transporter activity. Gene Ontology annotation, biological process: phosphate ion transmembrane transport.
GGUGCACGCGCUUUUGACUGUCAUCCAGAGCUGCGUCCAGACCACGGCUCAAUCGCCGAGCGCCCGGAUGAGUGCAGCAGCAGGCGGCGACAUUCACGACAAUAUGGUCGCGUAAACCGACCGAAUCGAGUACAGACCAUCGCGUGGUGGGAAGGACGUGGUGAGACACUGCUGGAAUCUGAGACAUUUUCGACGCAACCCACAGAGAGCGGUUCUGGGAAAAUCCAGACAGAAGAUAAAGGCGUGGAAACGAGACGGCACAACAUUCUCCUUCGCGGUGCCCUAUUUUGUUGAUGAAAGAUCUUACGGACCGGCUGUCUCACUCUGAAAUAUGGAAUGCUCCCUGCACCAACCAUCACUAAUCUGCCAUCUUUGGACUGACCUCCAAUUGUUUAGUUAGCAGCUGUGCUUCUCCCCUCGAACUCUUGACAACUAGGGGACGAAGAAAAGGAGCCGGCUUUCCAAGUCCUCCUCAAAACGCACAGAGCACUUCUUUUUGUUUUACACUAAAAUUUUGGGAGCUGUUGUUUUCUUGAUUCUUUUGUGUCCGGAUAAAUCCCAUCAAAAUGGAUCUGGAGUCAUAUCUGUGGAUGGUCAUUAUUGGCUUCAUCAUUGCCUUCGUCCUGGCCUUCUCAGUCGGUGCCAAUGACGUGGCCAACUCAUUUGGCACAGCCGUGGGGUCAGGAGUGGUUACCCUGAAGCAGGCCUGUAUCCUGGCCUCCAUCUUUGAGACCUUGGGCUCCAUGCUUCUAGGUGCCAAAGUGGGGGAGACCAUACGGAAAGGCAUCAUUGAUGUGAGUCUGUAUAACAACACUGUGCCUGUGCUCAUGGCAGGGGAGGUCAGCGCCAUGGUUGGCUCAGCUGUGUGGCAGCUCAUCGCAUCAUUUCUUAAACUACCCAUCUCUGGUACUCACUGCAUUGUUGGAGCCACAAUUGGCUUCUCCAUGGUGGCCAUUGGCACCAAGGGUGUUCAGUGGAUGCAGCUGGUUAAGAUUGUUGCAUCCUGGUUCAUCUCCCCUUUGCUUUCUGGACUCAUGUCUGGACUCUUGUUCCUGCUGAUCAGACAUUUUAUCCUCAACAAGGAUGAUCCUACUCCCAGUGGUCUGCGAGCACUGCCCAUCUUUUAUGCCUCCACUAUAGGCAUUAACACCUUCUCCAUCCUGUAUACUGGUGCUCCUUUGCUUGGACUAGAGAGCCUUCCAGUUUGGGCAAUCUUUCUCAUAACAUUAGCUGGCUCACUGGUGUGUGCUUUGUUGGUCUGGAAAUUUGUUUGUCCCUGGAUGAGACGGAAAAUAGCAAGUCGAUUAAAGAAAGAACAGGCUCUGUCCAGGAUUUCCUCUGAAAGUCUGGACAAGAUCCCAGAGGAGGAAGAGGAGAGCCCCGUGUUCAAAGAGCUGCCGGGGCCCAAAGGGACAGACGAGGCCGUGCUGCCUCUGACUGGGAGCACUGAGCGUAGCACACGAGAGUCUACUGGAGAGCUCAGUAACCAGGCCAAUGGAAGCAGUGUCCUGCCAAAUGGCAGAGUCUAUGGACGGACCCAUUCCAUGACAAAUGGGUGCCUGAAAUCACCUGUGUCUAAUGGGAGCUUCAGCUUUGAUGGGCACGUGCGUAGUGAUGGCCAGGUGUACCACACCGUGCACAAGGACUCUGGACUGUACAAAGAUCUUCUUCACAAGAUCCACCUGGGCCGCAUGGACGACAACGAACGCACCUCUUCCAACACCGGACAACCUGAGAACAACUACCGCAUGCUACGCCGUAAUAACAGCUACACCUGCUACACUGCAGCCAUAUGUGGCAUGCCCGUCCAGCCACUCAAACGCACAGAGUCACGUGACGACAGUGAAAAGCUCGUGGGAGAAGGAGGAGGCAGGAGUAACAGUGUGUCUUACUCAAAGAAGCGUAUCCGUUAUGAUAGUUAUUCGUCAUACUGCAACGCUGUAGCAGAGGCAGAGAUCGAGGCUGAUGAGGGAGGAGUGGAGAUGAAACUGGCCACAGAACUGGAGGGGCUCCCGGAAGAAGGGGAUCCUGCGCCCGAGCCUCUAGACGACAUGACUGAUGAGGAUCAUGAAGAAAAAGACAAAUCUGAAGUGUUCCAACUGUUCCACUUCCUGCAAAUUCUUACAGCUUGUUUUGGCUCAUUUGCCCACGGAGGCAAUGAUGUCAGUAAUGCCAUUGGGCCAUUGGUGGCACUGUGGAUGAUCUAUGACCAGGGGGGCGUGAUGCAGGAUGCAGCCACCCCUGUCUGGCUGCUGUUUUAUGGAGGUGUAGGCAUCUGCGCUGGUCUGUGGGUGUGGGGCCGCCGUGUGAUCCAGACUAUGGGCAAGGACCUGACCCCCAUCACCCCCUCAAGCGGAUUUUGCAUUGAAGUAAUGAGUGCGCUAACAGUGCUUGUUGCAUCAAAUGUGGGCAUCCCCAUAAGCUCCACCCACUGCAAGGUAGGCUCCGUGGUGGCGGUGGGUUGGAUCCGCUCCAAGAAGGCAGUGGAUUGGCGGCUCUUCCGAAACAUCUUCCUAGCAUGGUUUGUCACGGUGCCCGUCGCUGGCCUGUUCAGUGCUGCCGUCAUGGCCGUGUUCGUGUAUGGUAUCCUGCCCUUCGUCUGAGAGAUGCCACGGAGGGCCAAUAGUCAAGAGGGUGCAAGAAGAGAAAGAAGAGAAAAUUCACAGCGAGGGCAAAGAUGAAGAACAGGAAUGAGAGAACAAGGUGACUGUGCAUAAGACAAAAGAGCAGACAGGAGAGGCUAGGUUGUACUGUGGAUUUGACACAGGGUUGGUCACAUGUGUUUUUGGCUCUGUUCAGAGCUCCAGAUUUGUGUUGCGUUUCUGAUUGAUUUUACUCUAUUCUCUUUGAACAUGCCAACAUGUAUUAUUUUAUCUGCUGUAUAUAAACAGUUGGAGAAAAAAAAUAAUAAAAGACACUGCAGUUGCUGUGUACAUUUAUUUAAGAAAAAAUCUGAUAGCACACACAAAGGCGAAGCCUGCAGUAAAACUACUUUCAAAGUAGUAUUCCAACAUGCCGGAUGAAAAACAAAAUGUACAUAUUGUUGAGUUUUGAAAAUUGCUGCUUGCUUUAAAAUUAAUUGCUUUAAAACAAAUUGCUGUGCAUGUGGCAAACCAACCCAUCUGUCAACUUCCGUAACAUCCAGUACUGGUAUAACAGGGGACAAUGGAAAGCCAUCUCAGAGAGUAGGGUGUUGGGACUGUCACUCUGCUUUUUAUUUACCAUAAGUUACCAUAGAAACCUGAUACCUAAACGAGUUGAUUUCUUCUUGUUAUUAAGAGCUCCUGUAUGUUUUUAGAGAUGGGUCUCAUUUUUUAAUGAUGUAUUAUACUGUAAUUUGUAUAUAAAUAAUGUCAGUGAAGAGUUUAAGGGCAUGUGGGGAUCGUAAUUUGUUUUAAAUGUAAAUUGGAGGCCUCUUGUGUUUUUCCCCCUUUACUGGAUGCCUAAUUUCAUCAACAUUUGUACUCAUUCAAUAUAUAAUAUUAAAAUGUUUUUUUCCCCCAGUAUUUGAAAAUGGAUUAUCAAAUUGAGCUUUUUUUUUUAAGCACCAGGCCAAAGUAACCGGUUUUGCCAUAUCAAGAUGGCCAAAUGCUAGAGCCAUUUUUAUAUCAGUGUUUUGUAUGUUGCCUUUUUUUACAUCAGUCCCUGAGUCAGUUGCUAUUGGACUCAUUGUUUAUGCCCACAUGUUUGCCUGUCAGUCUAAUAUCUGGGGUUCAGCUCUAUCAUGUAUUUGAGGCCUCCAAAUAUUGAAAACGCCUUGUCCUCUCACACAUGGGGUUGUGUCACUCAUAUCGAACACUAAAACCAAGAACAAACUGUGCUUUAUCUUAGGCAGUUAUGCAGACAUGUAAAAACAGGGGAAUUGACCUCCCCAGCCACAUGUGUAGCUUGUGUCAAGGUGCAGAGUUCAACAUGAUAGUCAAGUCUGAGAACACUUUUGGGGGGGGGGUAAGUAAUGAUCAUCACCAGCUUUUUAACAAGGUCACCUGACCUGUAGAUGAACAAAGUCUAAAGCUUUUUUAUUUGAACAAACUUGAUGCCAUGUGUUGCAAGGUUUUGUUCUUGUGGUAUUAUUUUCUUUCUCCUUUUUUUUUUUUUUCAAAUUAUGCUUACGUAGCCACUUGCCUUGUAACCUUGUGUUUUACUUUAAAGACAGUAAAUGAGUACUGUGGUGUUUACAUUGUAACAUUAUUGUAGAGUAUAUGAUAAAAAACGAUGCCUAAUGAUGCCAAUGAAAGACGAAACUAUUAAACAUUAAUUUUUAAGUGCAAGAAAAAUAACCAGAAGUGUCUAGCGUGAGAGAGGAGGCGGAUGUUGUGUGCACGUGUGGUGAUCUCCUGUUUAUUGCUGUGGUGGUAGUGCUAAUCAUGAUCUGAGUCUUUUUACACUGCUACUACAAUGUGUAAACACUACAUGGAUGGGUGCAAUUCACUAAUGAAGAAACUAACUAGAGAAAUGUCAUCAAAAGUAUAUUUUUCUACCAUAUCUUGAGUUUUAACCCAGGUGGGCUUCCAAACACUUCAGAGAACACACUGCAGUCAGUUGAUUGUAAAUUUCAAGUGGAGUAUAUAUCUCGCCAGACGGGGCGCACUAAACACUGCGUCACCUUUUCUGUGGUGCCAUUGCAAUGCUGAAGUGCAGUGUGUCCUCCAACGUGUAGAAUGGUGUGUUGGGUGCCAAUAGAUCAGAUUUCUAAAUGAUCAUUUUUAUUUUUGAACUUUAGAUGAAAACACUUUGUAAUUUUGUUUCCCUGUUGCUUCAUGAGCUGUUAGAUUAAAACACUGUUGAGCUCAAUUGGAAACUAAUAACUGGACACUGAAAAGUUUUGGUUCAAUAGUUUUAAUGUGAUUUACAAAGGCUCAAAGUCCAGACAGAUUCCCGAUUCACUGACCCAUAGCCCCAAAAUGUUUGGAGUCCACUAGGUCACUAGGUAGGCUAUUUCCAUUAUUAAUGUAAUGUGUUAAGCUUCUACCUUAAGUGCCCAAGUAGCAAGAAAUGACUUAGUGUCAACAAAAUAUAAUUUUAUUCAAGAUUAAAAUAACUAUUAAUCCGUAUUCUCUAUAGUCGCCUAGCUCUGCUCACUUGUCAUUUAAAUUGGUCAAACACUGUAUAGGAUUAAAUAAAUGGGUAGGUUUGGAUCUUAAGCCCUUGUAACUUUCACUGUCAUUGCUGUUUUCAUGCAUUCAGUCCUGAUAGGCCAAAAGGGAGGCACUGCUCAAAUGAAUGGGGAACGCAAACAUCACCCCCUGGUGGCUGAAACCAGACGUUGACUACAUAAAAAAAUACAGACUAAUGAUAAGAACUGUCAGCAAAACUGGACAAAUAUAAUGGUGUGCAGCCACUGGGAGGGGCACUUCCCUGUUGAGAGGGACAUUCACAUCAGCCUUGUAACUGGUCACUAGUUAUGCGUUUGCCAUUGAGGGAGCCCUGUUCUUGCAUCUUUUAAGACUUCUUUUGAUCUAAUUAUGGGGAAAACGUGUCAUUCCCUCCUCCCUGAAUGCGCAAUACACAGUGUAAUUGUGAAAGGUCCCUGGGUGUCCCGGUGAAGCAGACUCCGGAUAUGGCGUGCUGCUGUCUUAUUUGUUUUGUGGUCCGUUUUUCAGAAUGUGCUCCUUGGCUGGCCUGCAGGCUUAACAGCUGUGUUGUCUUUUACUGUUUACUGCUAUUUGACUGUCUAGUCCUACAAAGUACAGUAAUAAAUGAAUAAAAAAAAAAACAAUAAAUCUGUAGCCUGUUUCUACAAAUCUUUAAGCUCCUUUGAUUUGCAUAUUACGUACUGUAAUGUUUUAUUUAAAAUUUUAGUGGUAAGAUGUCUGCAUUCAAGUAAAUUAUGGGAAUUAAAAUUACAAAGAAAGAUGAAA